Messenger RNA from Salvelinus sp. IW2-2015, 1137 nucleotides. The record is from RefSeq and is a predicted model, not a curated record. NCBI's taxonomy places the organism in Eukaryota, Metazoa, Chordata, Actinopteri, Salmoniformes, Salmonidae.
GUUGCUAACCGUAAGCGUUACACGGAGGAGGAGAAUGACGAUCUGGACGACCAGCGGGCUGCUGACAGGCCUGGACAAACACAAGCAGCUCAACGAGUCUGUCAUCGUAGCGCUGUUCCAGGGACAACUGUCUGAAGCUGUUUUCUAAGGAGGAGAAGCUGACCGACCAGAACAAGGUGUUCUGUCGACACUGUAAAGCUCUCAGAGACUCCAUCAAGAAGCUGGAGAUCUGGAAGGUUCCGCCCAUCAUACUGGUUCACCUUAAACGGUUCUCGUACGAGGGCCGUUGGAAGCAGAAGCUGCAGACGGCAGUAGACUUCCCUCUGGAGAAUCUAGACCUCAGUCAGUAUGUCAUCGGACCCAGAGCCAGCCUCAAGAGAUACAACCUGUUUGGAGUGUCUAACCAUUAUGGCGGUCUGGACGGGGGUCACUACACAGCCUACUGUAAGAACGCAAUGAAACAGCGCUGGUACAAGUUUGACGACCACGAGGUCUCCGAAAUCUCCACCUCCACCGUCAAGUCCUCCGCUGCGUACAUCUUCUUCUUCUCCUCCCUGUGAGGGCAGAGCUGCAACACUGCUAGGAGCUAUGAGGCUACAUAAAGGCMACAUAAAGGCUAGCUAACAUGCAGGCUGCUUUGACUCKGCUUCCUCUGCUGGUGGGAGAAAGGAACUGAACUGAACUGCCAGGGGUCAUACUUGUGGUUUAAACCAUUAGUCUAAAAUAGCUGCUAGCUUUUUCUCUCAGGCCAACCUGGCCAAAUUAGCCACGAUGCUAAUUAGCCACCACGCUGAGGAAGGCCAGCUAAGCAGAUGAUUAUAUCCSAUAACAAAUCAACCUAUCAGAUAACUUAGAGCCACCAUCCAAUCACAUUUGUUCAUUAGGUAAAUUUGCUUCCAACUGAUUGGUUUYAUUUGUUACCCAUGGUCUAAGUGGAGUUUCAUCAAUAUAUUUUUUGCAUGAUGCUUCCUUGACUAGGCAAGUGGCAUCAUACCAAAUGACGGUUUUCGCAUAUAUGAUCAAGUUCCGUGUUUUUUCUUAUCCAUUUAACACACAUCCGUGUACUUUUCAAUUAACAAAGUAGGAGGAUUAUAUUGUAACUUUGUUAUUCAUACAUUGUAAAAGGCGAUGACUCUC